Molecule: messenger RNA, 1853 nt
Organism: Phalaenopsis equestris
Lineage: Eukaryota; Viridiplantae; Streptophyta; Magnoliopsida; Asparagales; Orchidaceae
Product: thioredoxin reductase NTRC
Exons: 10
Coding region: 123-1676 (517 amino acids)
Biological process (GO): removal of superoxide radicals
Cellular component (GO): cytoplasm
Molecular function (GO): thioredoxin-disulfide reductase (NADPH) activity
Source: RefSeq, a predicted model, not a curated record
AGUUAAUAAAGAUGGAUAACAUCAGAAUGGACUCUGAUCUCCGAUUUCAUUGAGGCGAACCCUCACUUCUCCAUUAACGAUUCUCUCAUCCCCCUUUCAACUCUAUACAUGUUCUGAGGCCAAUGGUGGUGCUUCGUUUAGGACUGGGGGUUGUGUCGGCGGCUGCGCCUCCUUCCUCCUCCUCUCUUCCCGGAAUCCACAGCCGUUCCUUCUUCCUCCAACCAUUCCCGCGCCGUAGCUUCCAUAGCGGCUGCCGUAGACAUCUCCGUCCGCUCAAAGUGCUUUCUAGUGAGGAGGCUACAAGCUCCUCGGCCAUAGCUUCUUCCAAGGGAGUUGAGAAUGUGGUGAUCAUAGGAUCAGGACCAGCUGGAUACACAGCUGCAAUUUAUGCUGCACGUGCUAAUUUAAAACCAUUAGUUUUUGAAGGGUUUCAAGUUGGUGGUGUUCCAGGGGGUCAGCUAAUGACGACUACUGAGGUUGAAAAUUUUCCUGGUUUUCCUGCUGGAAUCAGUGGUCCGGAUUUGAUGGACAGGAUGCGGAAGCAAGCUCUGCGUUGGGGUGCUGAGCUUUACCAAGAAGAUGUGGAAUUAGUUGAUAUAAGAAACAGCCCAUUUACCAUCAAGAGCAGUGAACGUGAGGUAAGGUGCCAUAGUAUUAUUGUAGCAACUGGCGCUACUGCUAAAAGGCUUAGGUUACCACGUGAAGAUGAAUUUUGGAGUAGAGGGAUAAGUGCUUGUGCAAUAUGUGAUGGUGCAUCACCCUUGUUUAAGGGUCAAGUCCUUGCUGUUGUUGGUGGUGGUGAUACAGCUACUGAAGAAGCAUUGUACUUAACCAAGUAUGCUCGUCACGUGCAUUUGCUAGUUCGUGGGAAUCAGCUACGAGCAUCCAAAGCUAUGCAAGACAGAGUACUCAACAGUCCGAAUAUUACCUUGCACUUCAAUACAGAAGUUGUGGAUGUUGUAAGCAACAGCAAAGGGCAAAUGUCUGGUGUAUUAAUUAAAAGAGUUGACACAGGAGAAGAGUCCGUUUUGGAUGCGAAAGGCCUAUUUUAUGGUAUAGGGCACUCUCCGAACAGCCAGAUAUUAGAAGGUCAAGUUGAACUCGAUAGGUCAGGGUAUAUAUACGUUAAGGAUGGUACAUCAAAAACUUCUGUUGAAGGUGUCUUUGCUGCUGGUGAUGUUCAGGAUCAUGAAUGGAGGCAAGCUGUAACUGCUGCUGGAUCUGGUUGUGUUGCGGCUCUAUCUGUUGAGAGAUACCUUGUGGCCAAUGAACUUCUUGUUGAAUUUCACCAGCCUGUAACUGAAGAGGUAAAGAAGGAACUUACAGAAAAGGAUGUAGAAUGGCAUUAUGAUGUUUCUCUUACUAAACACAAGGGCCAGUAUGCAUUGCGGAAAUUGUACCAUGAAAGCCCAAGGUUGCUUUGUGUGCUUUAUACUUCUCCAACAUGUGGCCCAUGUAGAACAUUGAAACCAAUUUUAAGUAAGGUGAUUGAUGAGUUUGAAAAGGAUGUACAUUAUGUUGAGAUUGACAUCGAGGAAGAUCCAGAGAUUGCUGAAGCAGCUGGAAUCAUGGGAACACCUUGUGUUCAAUUUUUCAAAAAUAAAGAUAUGAUUAGGUCAAUUCCUGGCGUGAAAAUGAAGAAGGAAUAUAAAGAAUUUAUUGAAGCCAAUAAAUGAUAUUUUUUCAGGCACGGAUUGAUGCACUCUUCUUUGGAUUUUGUAGUGUUUGUUCAUGUCAAUUCAGCUUGCUUCUUGUUCCAAGCAACCAUUUUUUUUUUCAUUGUAUCUAAUUUCUUAGCUAAUUGUUCUUUCUCUUGCAAUGGUUGAUUUGAUUUCUAAACAAUUUGCUACUUU